AUGGAAUCCAUUGUUGAUUAUCCGAAGACCAAAUUUGCGACUUCUUUAGACAUUCCUUUGAGGGAUUCAGAGGAAGUUGUGUCGAUUGAUUUGGAGAAUGAUUUGCCAGAAGAUCCAGCAGAUUUAAAAACGCUAUUAGUUGAGGAGAGGUCGGAUAAAGAGCACUGGUUAACCAUUGGAGUUGCUUACUGCAACCAUGGUAUGGUUGAAGCUGGUAUCAAGUUGAUAGAGAUGGCAUUUGAAGUACUGCAAGGUCCACAAUCAGCCUCAUUGUAUGGGUUUCUGACGUGGGCAUAUUUGAAAUUGGCUAAGUCCAAUAUAACUGAUUUUAGUUUACGAGAGCAACAUUUAAUUCAAGCAGAGCAGAACUUGAGGAGCGCUAUCGAGUAUGAUCCAUCGUGGGUCGGUAACAUGUUGGCAACUGUUGAUUUGUAUUACCAGAGAAAUUUUUACGAUAAAGCUUUGGAAACAGCUGAUAUUUUUAUCAAAAAGGGGCAAGAGGACGAUAAGAGGCAGGGAAAGCCUUCCAGGUUGAAUGUUUUGUUUCUAUUAAUGCGGGCUAAGCUGUUGUAUCAGAAGAAGAAUUAUGCGGCCUCUUUGAGAUUAUUUCAAGAGUUGUUGGUUUUGGACCCGACGUUAGACCCUGAUCCACGUAUUGGGAUUGGUUUAUGUUUCUGGCAAUUAAAGGACUCCUCAAUGGCUAUUAAAUCUUGGGAAAGGGCGUUACAGUUAAAUCACAAAAAUCGAACUGCUAGAAUCCUGGUUAUGUUGGGAAAUUUUCGUAAUGCUUUAACCGUUUCUGAAAAUGACCAACAGUUUGUAGACCAAUUUACAGACGUUUUAUCAGAUUUGAAAAAUAUAUUUGUUGAAAAUAGAGAAACCCCAGUGCUUCUAGUUCUUUUACAAUUCUAUUAUUACUUAACAGGUAAUUAUGACAAUGUGAUCGCCAUCUAUGAAAAGAAGAUAUCACAAUGGGCUCCGUUGGUAGCUAAUACUAUAUUAUCUGAUUCAGCUUUUUGGUGUGGUAGAGCUUAUUAUGCAAAAAGUGACUUUAGAAGGGCGUUUUCUAUGUUUCAAGAAUCAUUAAGGCGAAAUGAGGACAAUUUGUUAGCGAAGUUUGGUCUAGGUCAAUCUCAACUUCAGAACAAAUUAUUUGAAGAAAGUAUCCUGACAUUUGAAAACAUUUACAAGACUCAAGAAAGUAUUCAAGAACUUAAUUAUAUUUUGGGCUUGUUAUAUUCAGCGAAAUGUUUUGAUAAUCAAUUUUCUAAGCUUUCAGCCAAGGAAAAAUCUUCAUUGGUGGGGAAAUCUAUCAACUUUUUGGAAAAAUAUAUUAAGCUAACAACUGCAAAGAAAAAUCAACUAGUUGCCGUCAAGGCAUAUCUGGUACUGUCUGAACUUUAUGAGCUUCAAACGCAGUAUAAGCAAUCCCUUCAGUAUCUCUCAAAGGCUGUAGACCAAUGGAAAUAUUCGGGUUUAGAAGAUAUAUCUUUGGAAAUUUCAAAUAAUUUGGGCUGUUUCCAUUUCAUUAACGGAGACAUUAAAAGUGCUCGAAAAUACUUUCAAGAGGCCUUUGAUGCUAUUUCUAGCACUAACCAUAAAAACAUAUCUGAAACGACUGUGAAAUAUAACAUUGCUCGCGCAGCUGAAUCGGAAGAUCCUGAAAAGUCUAUGUCUUUAUAUCAACAAAUCCUAUCAGAACAUCCAGGUUAUGUGCAAGCGAAAAUUAGGUCUAUAUUUUUGAAAUAUCUGGAAGAUAAGGAAGAUAAAUUUGCGACGGAUUUAGAAGAACUGUUGGAACAAAAUGAUUCAGAUUUAGAAGUGCGUUCCUUCUACAGCUGGUAUCUCAAAAACGUAUCCAGAGAAAAGAACGAUGCAAAUGGAGAGGACAGGGAAACUAAACACAAUAGGGAAACUUUAACAAAGUAUGACUCACAUGACUUGUAUGCGUUGAUAUCCCUGGCUAAUCAAUAUGUUACUAUAGCUAGAGAUACUAAAAAAUCUUCAAGUCAAAAGGAACAAGAUAAAUCUAAGCAAUCUUUUCUAAAAGCUGUACAAUUGUUUCAAAAGGUUCUACAGAUAGACCCACUGAACAUAUUUGCAGCUCAAGGAUUGGCUAUCAUCUUUGCUGACAGCAAGAGGUUCGGCCAGGCCUUGGAAAUUCUGCGUAAGGUAAGGGAUUCUUUAGAUAACGAAGACGUUCAUCUAAAUCUAGCACAUUGUUUGUUGGAGAUGAAGGAUUUUGUAAAAUCAAUUGAAAACUAUGAGAUAACAUUGAGUCGGUUUGAAAAUAUUGGCCACAAAUCUACGGUAUUAAAUUUGCUCGCAUUUGCUUGGUAUUCUCGUGGAUUGAAAGAAAAAUCGUUAGCUUGUUUCCAGAAGGCUUUGCAAUACACCAAGGAAGCCUUGCAACUAGAAACUAAUACACCUGAGAGUAAGUUUGUUUACAGUUUGAUGUUCAAUGUCGCGUUCAUUGAAUUUCAAAUUGCAGAAGUUCUAAGAAGAGCAGGUCCAAGGGAUAGAACACUUGCACAACUAGAACAAUCUUUAGUCGAUCUAGAUGAAGCAGUUAAUCUCCUUAAGAAAUUUAGCAAUUCACACUCUGUUUUAGACUCCGGGGAGGAAAUUCAGCAGCGUAUUCAGCUAGGAGAAGGCACCAUGAAGGGAGCACUUGAACGUUGUAUAAAGGAGCAAAAGGAAUACGAAGAGAAGAAAGAUAUGAAACUUGCAAACGCUAAGAAGUUGAUGGAAGAAGAAGAACAGAGGGAAAGAGAACGGCUCAGGAAGCUCGAAGAAGAGGAAAGAAUUAAAAGGGAAAAACAAACUGAACAGUUCAAAAGGCUACAAGAGGAGGCUCAGAGGCUCAUGGAGGAGCGAGCAACCAUAGAAGACUUUAUGGAUGAUUCCAACCUACCGCCAAGUGACAGUGAAUUCGCCGAUGAGGAGGAAGGUGCAGAAAAGAAAACCAAGGCUAAGAAAAAGAAACCCACCAAGAGAGCCAAGAGAACAAAGACUACUACAGACGUUGAUGAAGAGAGCGUCCCCACCAAACGGAGAAGAAAAUCCAAAAAAGCUAUCGUUUCUGAUCCUGAAGAUGAAGACCUCGACGGGGCUCCAAAUGAAGACGAAAAACUAAAGCCUAACCGUGGCAAGAAAUCCGCCAUCUCCGAAGAAUUCGUCAACACAAGCGAUGAAGAGGAUUCAGCAGUCGAAACCGUCAAAUCCACUAAUAGCGACGUGGACCUCGACGCAGAGUCUGAUAACAUCAAAAAGGAGGAGAAGGGCGACCACCACCACCAAGAUGACGACGACGACAACAACAACGAACAAUACGACGAAUAA
This is a messenger RNA of Eremothecium cymbalariae DBVPG#7215, 3342 nucleotides long. It is a transcript of the gene CTR9, whose product is annotated as Ctr9p. Gene Ontology annotation, cellular component: Cdc73/Paf1 complex. The transcript has a single exon. Gene Ontology annotation, biological process: regulation of DNA-templated transcription. Bases 1 to 3342 code for a protein of 1113 amino acids. The record is from RefSeq and is a predicted model, not a curated record. NCBI's taxonomy places the organism in Eukaryota, Fungi, Ascomycota, Saccharomycetes, Saccharomycetales, Saccharomycetaceae. Gene Ontology annotation, molecular function: RNA polymerase II complex binding.